AUGUCACACCGCGCCUGUUGGACCAAGCGACUUGCUCCUAACCAAUUAACCACUGUGAUCGCCACCCACCGUAUCCAGAUUCAAAGUGUAUCCUUGACCCGCGAAGCCGACUCGACUCGAACCUCCCUGAUCUUUAGGUUCCCCAUGCCCAGUGGCGAAGUCGGGGAGGCGGUUGUUGCCAAUGUGGUACGGUAUUUGGAGGAUCAGUUCCCACUGAACAUCGACUUAGAGCCGCCCAAUACCUACAGCUUCCUCGUAGAUGGGCCUAAUACUCUCGAUCUAUUUGGGUCCUACGAUACAUCGAUGAAGGCUACGGUCCCCGAGCCCCCUCAGAAAGCUAAGGGGAAGGGGAAAGGAAAGGCGAAGGUACAGUCAACUGAGGUGGCUGAGAGUGACACAGUCCCUCCGUCAACGAAGGGGAAGGGAAAGGCACAGGCUCCAACGCCUGCAGCAUCAGCAGCGGCCAAGCUCGAGGCGACGGAUAGCGUCGCCUCUGUCAAAUCAUCGGAGACCGCUACAGGCACCAAAAAGCGCACCAGAGCGACUUUGAAGAAGUAG
Molecule: messenger RNA, 558 nt
Organism: Coprinopsis cinerea okayama7#130
Lineage: Eukaryota; Fungi; Basidiomycota; Agaricomycetes; Agaricales; Psathyrellaceae
Exons: 4
Coding region: 1-558 (185 amino acids)
Source: RefSeq, a predicted model, not a curated record